GCAUGCGUGUCUUUCAAGAAGGGCAAUUUCUCAGAGUUUUAGAGGAAAAACAGCCUUGUUCGAGCAGAUUGGAAACGAAGCUGAUCAUCUGGUAGUAUUCACCCGUCUUGCAUAUAAUUUGAUGUUCAACGUAACAAAGAUAAUUUAGAAUGGUGAAGGAAACAGCCUUUUAUGAAAUUUUAGGAGUUAAGCCAGACUGUUCUGACAGUGAGCUGAAAAAAGCUUAUAGGAAGUUAGCCUUGAAAUAUCAUCCUGACAAGAAUCCUUCAGAAGGAGAUAAGUUUAAAAGGAUCUCUCAAGCUUAUGAAGUGCUAUCUAACCCAGAAAAAAGAAAAAUCUAUGACAAAGGGGGAGAAGAUGCAAUCAAAGAAGGAGGUGGAAGUGGUCAUGGGUUUUCAUCACCUAUGGAUAUUUUUGACAUGUUCUUUGGAAUGGGUGGUGGAGGUGGACGGAGGAGAGAACGUCGUGGGAAAGAUGUUGUUCAUCAGUUAGGAGUAACUCUGGAAGAGCUGUACAAUGGAGCAGUUAGAAAGUUAGCAUUACAGAAAAAUGUAAUUUGUGACAAAUGUGCUGGGAGAGGUGGCAAACAAGGAGCGGUGGAGAGAUGCCCAACUUGCAGAGGAAGUGGUUUGUACACACGUAUUCAACAGCUUGGACCAGCCAUGGUACAGCAAAUCCAGACAAUGUGUCCAGACUGUCAGGGACAAGGAGAACGCAUUAGUCCAAAGGAUAGAUGUAAAGCCUGUCAGGGAAAGAAGGUUAUAAAAGAAAGAAAAGUGUUAGAAGUUCAUGUUGAUAAAGGUAUGGAAGAUGGACAGAAAAUCACUUUCAGUGGAGAAGGUGAUCAAGAGCCAGGUUUAGAACCAGGAGAUAUCAUUAUUGUGUUGGAUGAAAAGGAGCAUGAAACUUUUAAAAGGAGUGGUAGAAACCUGAUCAUGCAAAUGGAAUUAACUAUUACAGAAGCUUUGUGUGGAUUCCAAAAGACUAUUGAGACUUUAGACCACAGAACUUUAGUUAUUACAUGUAUUCCAGGAGAAGUGAUCAAACAUGGAGCAAUUAAAUGUGUUCUGAGUGAAGGUAUGCCUGUUUACAAGGAUCCAUUUGAGAAAGGGCAACUGAUUAUCAAGUUUGUUGUCAAUUUUCCAACUCAAAUUGAUCAUUCAGUUAUUAAUAAACUAGAGCAUUUAUUACCACCAAGGACAGAAUGUAUUGUACCUGAUAAUUCAGAAGAGGUGGUACUUGUGGAUCUGGAUCCAGAACAAGAAGCAAGGAGACAAUAUCGUCAUAGACAAGCCUACGAGGAAGAUGAUGAUCACAACCACCAUAGGGCUGGUGGUGUACAGUGUCAAACACAUUAAUUGCUCUAGUUUAUAGUGUUUUAGUUAAUUCUUCUUUCAGGAUUUCAUAAAACACGUACAAAGUAAUUAAUUGGUACAUCAGCUGUUAUGGUAUACACUAAGUUACCCUUACAAUUUUCUGAUUCUUCUCAUUUAAAAAAUCCAUGGCUCUACCAUUUUGUGCUUCUCAUCUGUUUGUAUGACCUGUAGUUCAACCAGUCUUAAUUGGCUUGUUUCCAUACGAUAAAUAAUGUCCAGCUUAUUCUGUUAUUUAUUUGUCGUGUGUACAUGCUAGUUUAAGUAAUUAAUCACUGCUACCUUACCACAUUGAAGAUAAAAUGUAACAGAGUUAUAAUGAACUAAUUAUUCAUGGAGUAAAGAUUGUGUAACUAAUGAAACAAUUUUCUGUGCUAAUUUCAUUUCACUUUUUCUUCAUUCUCAAAUACAAUUGGCAGACUGUAGAAAUGUUUUUUUAAUUAAUACAUGGGUUGUUUGAAUUGCCGUGUUUUCUGACAAGUAUUUUAACCUCCUUCAAACAUCUGCUGUUAACUUUUACAUUUCUAAGCAGAAUCUCUUUGAUGAUGGAUAAGACGAAGCACCUCUCUAACUUUUAGUAACUAAAGUGGUACAUCCUGAAAUUGUAGAAGUGUUUGUAUUACCAGCAAGAGAGAUCAAAUAAAUGAACUGAAAGUCUG
Molecule: messenger RNA, 2032 nt
Organism: Limulus polyphemus (Atlantic horseshoe crab)
Lineage: Eukaryota; Metazoa; Arthropoda; Merostomata; Xiphosura; Limulidae
Product: dnaJ homolog subfamily A member 1-like
Exons: 7
Coding region: 150-1358 (402 amino acids)
Biological process (GO): response to heat; protein refolding
Cellular component (GO): cytosol; cytoplasm
Molecular function (GO): ATP binding; Hsp70 protein binding
Source: RefSeq, a predicted model, not a curated record